Danio aesculapii is the source of this 516-nucleotide messenger RNA. RefSeq names its product perforin-1-like. The coding region runs from base 27 to 434 and encodes 135 amino acids. Lineage: Eukaryota; Metazoa; Chordata; Actinopteri; Cypriniformes; Danionidae. The record is from RefSeq and is a predicted model, not a curated record. The transcript has a single exon.
AAUCUCCCAUAUUCUUUUUGACAGUCAUGGCAGUCUUUAAUCGUCUCCGGCUGGUUUCUCUAGCCGUGCUGAUGCUGGUGUCUCAGCUGGACUUUGCCAGUGCUUCUGUUCGGGUGUUUGGUUUAUAUGCCAGAGACCUCACCGGAGAUCCUGCCGGAAACAAACCCGAUCCAUACGUCAAGAUCUGGUGUGGCUCUACUUUCGGGGGGCAGACCGAAUAUCACAAGGAUAAUGCUCAUCCUGUGUGGUCUGCAGAGUUCAACUUCCCAAACUGCAAAGCUAAAGAAAGCCUGAAGCUGGAGGUGUGGGACAAAGACCUGAAUUUUGACGAUAAGUUGGGCACAUGUACUAAAACGGUGGAAUAUGGGUUGUUCUCUGUUACUUGUCAUCUGUCGAAAGGAUCUCUGUUUUACAAGUAUGAGCUGAAGCAAUAAAUCGGUUCCAAUCUGUAGCUAGCUUGAACGCUGUCUGUAUGCAUUGCUAUUGACGUUCAUUAAAAUCUACUCCUAACAUCUA